Pollicipes pollicipes is the source of this 1040-nucleotide messenger RNA. Its product is annotated as dystrophin. The record is from RefSeq and is a predicted model, not a curated record. Gene Ontology annotation, cellular component: plasma membrane. The transcript has 7 exons. The annotation marks the transcript as partial. Gene Ontology annotation, biological process: synaptic signaling. Lineage: Eukaryota; Metazoa; Arthropoda; Thecostraca; Pollicipedomorpha; Pollicipedidae. Gene Ontology annotation, molecular function: zinc ion binding.
ACCAGCUCAUGCGCGGCCUGCCGCAGCUCGACGCCGUCCGGUUCUCGGCGUACAGGACCGCGCUGAAGCUGCGGCGCCUGCAACGCGCCCUGCUGCUGCACCGCCUGCCGCUGGCCGAGGCUGCGCAGGCGUUUGAGGCGCAGGCGUGGCGCCUUCCAGCGACCGGUCUCGUGGCCGUGCCCGACGUGGUGGCCGUGCUGGUGGCGCUGUACGGGGGUAUGGACCCUCCGGUGACGACGGACCUGGCGCUGAGGAUGGACCUCUGUCUCAACUGGCUGCUCAGCGUUUACGACAACCGUCGGACUGGUCGCAUUCCUGUCAGCUCCUUUAAACUGGCCAUCAUCACUCUCUGCAAGGCACAUCUGGAGGAGAAAUACCGCUACAUGUUCCAGUUGGGCGCCGACAACCGACAGCGGCUGAACGAGAAGCAGCUGGGUCGGCUACUGAGCCAACUGCUACAGCUACCUGGUCAGAUGGGCGAGGAGGUCGCCUUCGGCCCCGCGGCCGUGCAACCGUCUGUCACCAGCUGCUUCCGCGCCGCCGCCGCAGCCGCCGCGGCCGACGGUGACGAAGAGGACGAAAAGGAGGGGGAGCAGGAGACGACCUUGUGCGAAGCUGAGGUCCUGGACUGGCUGCGCGCCGAGCCGCAGAGCCUGGUGUGGCUGCCGGUGCUGCACCGGGUGGCGGGCGCCGAGAAGUCCCGACAUCAUGCCCGCUGCAAUGGCUGCAAGGAGUACCCCAUCGUCGGUUUCAGAUACCGGUGUCUGAAAUGUUUCAACUUCGAUAUGUGUCAGCAAUGCUUCUUCACCGGACGUGUCGCCAAAAGUCACAAACUCAGUCAUCCCAUGCACGAAUAUUGCACAGAGAGUUCGUCAAGCGAUGACAUCAAGGACUUCACCAGGUCGAUACGAAACCGGUUCAAGUCGAAGCACUACUUCCGCAAGCAUACCAAGCUGGGCUACCUCCCUGUCCAGCCCAUGGCUGAGGGCGUCACUUCGGCCGCCUCCGCCGAUCAUCUGCGCACCUGCUCACUGGACCAG